UUUAUUUAUUUUCCGGGCACCUGUUCGCUGAAACACCCUGACUCAUGGGCGCCAGAUCCUCCACCAGCUGAACAACACAAACGCUCCCGGAGAGAGAAAGACCCCUCGCUUUAAACACCUGGUCGCCUCUCAGCGCUAGCCACCGCUGGACAUGCUAAAAGGUAAGAGGACUUUAAGGGGAUCAGAGCUCCACACACAGAAAUAGCCGGGGAGUGUGUCUGUUUCAUGUUCCUGUUACUCGACACCGAAUGGUUGUUCCGAUAUCUGUGCCAGCUAGCCUCUCCCCCCACCUCCUCCCCAUGUUACAACUGUGUUUGGCUUCUUUGGCCACCCCUGCUUCUAUUUCGGGGGGGGCGUUUCACUUUCUCCAGCCCUGCUCCCCUAGCUCUGUUUCACAUGGGCCUAGAGGCCGGAGCACGCUAAAGACUCGCCCAAGGCUGGCAAGUUCCCUGCCGAUACUGAGGGGAAAGGCGUGUGAUUGUCGAAGCUCCGCUUCUCCUAGAACGAACAGGAAAGGACCAUGUCCAUUCAGCAGCGGUCUGGCCCUGACCACAGCCUUAGGAUCUCUACCUGAACCCUGCUCUCUCUUCCUCUCUCUCUCUGCCUUCAUCUCUCCGUCUCCCUCGCUGUGAGGCCUGGCACGAGCUCUCACCUCAGCAUGGAGACCAGGAACAAAAGGUCAGAAAAGAGAUCAUAUCACCUUUUGGAAGGUGAACUGGUCACAUUCGAGCGAGCAUAAGGAAGGCGGCCGGUAGACAGAGACAGAUUGCAGCAACUGGCCCCUCGUAUGCGAAUGCGCGCCGGGGAUGAGCUGCCUGGACAAGCGCCACCUGACUCACGGAGGAGGCAUGCAGGGGCUCUACAAAUACACAGACGGCUUUAGCGACACUUCGAGCGUGGGGAGCUUCAUGGACGACACGGACAGGGAGGUGAGCAGCCUCACCGACCGCGCCUUCAGGAGCCUGUGCAUCGGCGACGAGGCCGUCUACAACGACUCCGAGUUCGCCUCCUCCCCCAUCGAGCGCUACGACGCUUUCUCGCUGGACGCCCACAACGCGGACGUCCUGAAGUUCAAUGGCCAGAAGGCGCUCUCCCAGGGCAGGAGGCAGAACGGAGGGGGGGUGGCCGCUGCGGGGGAGCCAACGGUCGGCGCAACAUUCCAGCAGUCGGUUUUGGACAUGGCGAGGAAGGGGCUCAAAAACGGUGCUAUAGAAACGGCCUGGCAGCACAGCAGGAGUGCACUGAUCACCAGUGGCGGUGGCACUACUGCUGAGAGCCACCAGAGAGGACAAGUACGAUCGAUCAAGGAUUUUGAAUACAAAAAUAGCAGCAAUGACUUGUGGGAAAACUCGGUCCUGCUGAACGUCCGAGGAGAACCGUCAGCCGGACACGAGAGGGGUCAUUUCAAGCCAACCAAAAACCAUUUUCACUCUUCCGGGGAUGCGCCGACUCAGACCGCAAAGAAGGACCCGGAAAAACCGUCGGGAAAGUCUUCCAAAAGCAAACGUGGCAAAUCCGGCAAGCUGAGGAAACCUAGCAACAAGAACUUUUUCCUCCACAGCGAAGACAGUCCGUUUGAGUCGUGGCGAGACAGGAUCCUGCUGGAGCAAAACCACACGCCGGAUCCCGUGUCUGCAAACCAACGCCCCAUGUGGUACGACUCUCCGCUUUACAAAGAGCUGACAGCAGAACAUGGAUUACAAAUCCCAGCGCCGAAAGAGAACGAACCCAACCAAACUAAGUCUGAAGACGCCGCGGUCUCACCUGCUCCUCCACCCCCUUCCACGCCCCCUCCCUCCACACCCCCUCCCCCCACACCCCCUGCUGCACCUCCUUCUUCUGUUCUCCCGCAGAAGACAACGGCUGUUGAGCAGAGGAGCGAGUCAGAGUCGGGUAGCUGCCUUCCUCCCUGGAGGAAGAGUAAGGGCCAAACGAUGGCCGCUCUGCCCUGGAGCCGCCCCAGCAUGGCUGCGUCAUGCAGGGAAAGAGAGGUCCAGGGCAAGCUGGGAGUGGCACCCGUGGGCAGAGCAAACGGGACAGUCGCAGCAGCUGGGGUGGCCACCGUGGCAACACCAGUCAUACCCAUUACAUCGGUCACAGUGGUCACGCCCAUCACAUCAAUCACAGUGGUCACGCCCAGCACAUUGGUCGCAGCGGUCACCCCGGUCACCGCGGUCACAACGGUCAUGGCGGUCAAGACGGUGGAUGAGCCUGCAUCUACCAGCUCAACUCCGUUCAGCAUCUCCCAGCUGCUCACUCCCAUUAUUAACACCAGACAGGGAACGGGGACGUCCGAAGUUCUGCAGUCCACUCUCUCACCCUCCAGCCUGGACCUCGACCUCUCGCCGUCCUCCUUCACCGAUGCCUCCGCGAAGCCAACCGGCGAGGCCAAGUCGCGCAACAGCUACAAGGCCAUCGCCUCUGGCCUGCUGUUCAACCUCAAGGACAACAGAAAACGUGUCAAGAGUACGUACAGCCCCACAAAGUUCAAAACGACAGACUUCGGCAAGCAGCCCUCCAAGCCAGAGACCGCUGAACCCAAAUAUGUGGCGGCUAUUUCCGAGGCCCCUGUCGCCGAGGCUCAUGAGUCCCUCCAGCCAAAAGUGAGCGAUGUCCGGCCUGCCGGUGAGGUUGCUCCGGAGUCAACUGAUGCCCAAACCGUCGAUCAUAAAAAACCUGCCGACGGAGGCAUAUCAGGUGACUAUUUGACAUUAAGUUCACCCUGCGGUGUAAAAGAAGCCGCCGUCUACGGAAACUUGAACAGCACGCGGGAAAGUGCGCCAGGCAAAAUCCAGCACGCCGAAAGUGGAAACGAUCAGUACCGUGGCCUACAGCAGCCAAAAUCCGAUAGAGCUCAACUGUGGGAGAGGCAAGGCAGCAGUCACCCUUACCCGGCACUUAAUCUGUACAAGGCAGCAAGCGUCACAGAGACCAUAGAGCCAGUGGUGGACAUGGCUGUUAGCUACUCUGCCAUUAAUGAUAGUGGAAAAGAGAGCGGAAUUAAAGAAACACGCUCUUUGAGAGACAGGCUUUUCAUAAACGGCGCAGAGGUCGAGCAGAAUGAAAUCAGAACUGGGGAUGAUUAUCAUGAUGGAGGAGACAGGCACAAUGACAGGGAUGACAUUCAUGUGAAUAAACAGAAUGAAAAGAGUAAAAAGAAACCAGCUCUUUCAGUAAAAGACAGAGUUGAACUGGUAGAAAAGAAUUAUUCAAAAAAUCAAUUUGCAGCACAGAAAAGGGACAGUGUUAAACAGGAGACAUUUGAUAAUUUAGAUAAACACCACACUAAAGAAAAAUCACUGGCCAGUAAAGAAAACCCUAAGCAAAGACUAACUCCAGUGCAGGAGAAAGAACAUGAUCAAAAGGAUGUUCGGACUAACCACGUAUUUUCAGCCCGACAAAACCAAUUCAUUAAAAAUGAGCGCUACACAAUAAAAGAAGAUAAUGAGAGUGACCAAGCAGAUGAGGAAAAUGAUGCUGUUGUGACAAGAUACAACAAACCUAUCUUCACAAGUGGAGAUCUACAAAACAAAGAGCACCAGAAUGUGGAACAGGGUGAAUUUCCCACAAAGGAAAAGCAUGUUGCAGGUGAUAUAGAGGCAUUGAAAUCCCACGAGGGUGUACUAUUAACAAGAGAUAGCGAGUUCGUCAGAAAUGAAAUUAAUGCAAAUAGCAGAAAUGGCAAUACCCGACAGGAAGUACUUGAGGAAGCAGGGGUGGAGUCAAAGAGCAGGCUUCUCAGAAGUGAAAAUGUUUUGCCUGACACAGAGGAAGGCCCUGAAAGGCUACUGCACUCAACUAGAGGGAACCCACCCAAAACAAGGGGUUCACUUGCAAGUACAGAAUGUCUGCAGCCAGUGCAGGACUCACUGUUAAUCAAGGAGAGUGCUGCUGAAAAUGAAGCAUUAGCAAUUACAGGAAAUAAGCAGGACAAAAAGAAAGUGCUGGAGGAAGUACAUGAAAUUAGAGAGGAGAAAACUUCACUCAAAAGCACAGAAAACAAUAUGCAUUUCAUUGGAGAGAAAACCGUAGUGAAUAUGGGCCUGCCUGCAGAAACGAACAAGCCCUUAACUACACAUGGCAGGUUUGCAGUUGUAGAAGAAGACCAAAAGGAGCACUGGAAUGAAAUAAAAGAGUACCAGCCAGAAAAUAAUGUACUUGCAAAUAAUGAGAGGGCUGUCAUUCAACAGGAGUCCCCAAAGAGAGAACUCGACACAUUUGCAGAGAAAGAAAAAGAAAGUAAGGUGAGAGACACAAGAUCAAAAAGCAAAGAACGGGCAAAACAGGAGGACGGAAGGAACAGUGAACAGACUAGUGCAGGAGUAAAUGUAACACAACAGAAUGAGCAAGAAAAAGGCACAUUGAUGAAGGAAAAAAUAGAUUCAAAGGGGAAUGGAAAAUCUGAUUCAACACUUGCUGGUAAAGAGAAAGACAGCAAAUUAAAGCAAAUACGUAAAUUGAAGGACAAAGUUAAGGACGUAUUUUCAAUGAGAGAACACAAAGCCAAAGAAGAGGUGACUGAAAAGCAAGAUAAGAGGGAAGAAAAACAGGAAGCGACUCAGAAACAUGAGGAAGACCACAAACAACUUUUACCACGUUCAAACGCAGAAACAAAAAAGCAUGGGGGCGUUGAAGUCAUCUUGGAAGAGAGCACUGAAACCGAAAAGGAAUUUCCCAGUGAAAUUCAGGAUGGCAGGGAAACAGUGCCAAAUGAUAUUACCCAGGAGGCCAUCAGAGAACAGGCUGUUACCGUCCACCGCAAACGACGCCCAGCACCGCCUGUGCCCCCGAAGCCAGACAUAAAGGGAGAGGGACAGCCAAGUCAAACUGGCAUGCCCACAGAGUCCUCCGCAGACCCACACCUUUCUGCGGAGGAAAUCAAGAGCAAAUCCCCGGAACAAGAAAUGCAAGCACGUCCUGCUUCGGGUGAUGCUGAAGGUCAAGGGGAAGAAAGUGAAGAGUCCUUGAACAAGAUGGCACCUGCAACAAAAGACCCAGCGGAGAUGUCGCCACUGCAGUACUAUGCAAUAAGUGAUGUUGAAAGUGAGAUAGAUACAAGAUCGGUUGCUUCACCUAUGAGGGAGAGUACACCACACAGGUUGGGAAGCACCACCUCACUCAACGACUUGGAUGAAGGCGGAUGGGUCCGGUGCCUGAUAGAAUACGCUAAAUCGCAAACCCCACGUUCAAACACCUCCUCCCCCUCCUCCAUUAAGCCCACCCUAUUUAAAGUAAAAGACAACACUUUUUUCCGGACUUCUCCUCUAACUAAGACCAUAAAGUCGCCUUUACACAGGUCGUUUCCUGAGGACUUCAGGCUAAGCUCUCCCAGGGACAGCUGGAGCGGGUCCGAAAAAGGCGAGGACGAACGUGGCCGCCUGAGGGAGCGUGUUAGGGUCCACUCCCCUCGCGAAGCCUCGGUAUCUCGCAGAGGCUCGCGCUUGAGAGAGACACCCGUAAGGUCCCCGAUGGCGCAACCCUCUGUCACACCAGCGGCGCAGGAACACAGGAGCCCUCAGUGGAGCCCUCAGGCAGGAACUCUCAGUCCUCCAUCUCGAGACCCAGAGGAAGGCCGCCUGGCUGCGAGCGCACUGUCGGGGGGACUGGAGAGUAGCGCGGCUAACGGUGUGGACGUGGUGGAAGAGAAAGCGUCCGGCUCUCUCCACAUUGAAGAAACAGUAGGCGUUAAAGAGCCCAGUGAAAAAUCAGAGUCUGUCUGCAGUGCUGGUGAAGUCCAACCGCUUGGCAAACCGCCUCCUGUCCUCCCGAAAAGCGAGAAAGCCCUGCGCCGUGCAAAGAGGCUGACGAACAAGAGGAUGAAGAAGGCGGAAGCUGAGGGCAAACACGAGGGUAAAAGCCGGGCCCGCUCGAAUUCUGCCCGAGAACGCCGAUCUCAACCACAGCCCCCUGCCGAAACCCUACCUUUGCAGCCAGCGCACACACCAUCACCAGCACCCAAGUUCUGCCCUGAACCCGGUCCCUCCCAGCAUCCACACCCCCCAUCACCGGCACCCCAGUUCAGCCCUAAACCCGAUCCCUCCCAGCAUCCACACCCCCCAUCACCGGCACCCCAGUUCUGCCUUGAACCCAGUCGCUCCCAGCCUGCACGCUCCCCACCAGCAGCACCCCAGUUCUGCCCUAAACCAGAUCCCUCCCAACCAGCACACCCCCCAUCACCAGCACCCCAAUACUGCCCUGAACCUAGUCCCUCCCAGUCAGCGCACCCCCCAUCACUGGAGCCCCGGUUCUGCCCUGAACCCAGUCCCUCUCAGCCUGCAUACUCCCCAUCACCAGCACUCAAGUUCUGCCCUGAACCCAGUCCCUCUCAGCCUGCAUACUCCCCAUCACCAGCACUCAAGUUCUGCCCUGAACCCAGUCCCUCCCAGCCUGCAUACCUCCCAUCACCAGCACUCAAGUUCUGCCCUGAACCCAGUCCCUCUCAGCCUGCAUACUCCCCAUCACCAGCACUCAAGUUCUGCCCUGAACCCAGUCCCUCCCAGCCCACCCCAAACACAGUCUCUCAGUCCUUCCCAGUGACUCAAAGAAAGCUGCUGCAGGAUCCCGAUUCGGGGCAGUACUUCAUGGUCGACAUGCCUGUGCAGGUCAGGACGAAGAUGUUCUUCGACCCCGAAACAGGAAAGUACAUUCAACUACCAGUGCAGGCCCCAGAGGUUGUUUCAUCUCACCCGCCAUCCAUGGAGAUUUUGAACGCCCCUUACCUGCUGUACCCUGGGUUUGUACCUGUUCCCAUUUCAACUUUACCACCCCAGGGCUCUGCCUCUCAGACUCCAGCCUCUCUGAUGGAGGAUCAGGAAACGCUACAGAGCAGGAGCGCCCCCUGUAGACAGGAGGACUGCCAACAGACUCAAAGUAAAGAAGCAGAAACAUACAUUGAGCCUGCGUGUGUACCAUAUGAUUGCUUUCCAGAGGAACCCUUGUACAUGGAUGAUGAGGACUGCACAAACUCUAGAAAUCUGAAUGCCGUGUCAGCGAGUGAACUGGACAGCUUUGCUGUAGACAACGUUUGAAUUCAGGGAUUACCGGUUGUUAAAAUGCACUGUUUUGUUUAUUUUGUAAAUGCUUUUGAGCGUAAUGAAAGAUACUGGAAUAAAGUAAAAAGGAAGCACAGUAUAUAUGUACAUACAAACGAGAGGAGACAAUGUAUCUGUAGAGCCUUCAUAUGAAAAAUAUGGUUGCUAUAAAGUAUUAAAGUAAAUAUUCAAAUCAAAUUUUCAUAAAGUUUUAAGCAUUGCCAGUUCUGUUGUAGAAUGUGUAAAAUCUGUUGAUAAACUGAAAAAGUUUCAUUUUUUUAAUGGUUUUGAUUUUGUGAUGAAUACUUAGAUAAAGCAGGGCUAUUUAUUGAAACAAGGUUUUGUGCAAAAGUGAAAAAAAUAUACAUAUAUUUAAACCAUUCCAAUCAUGAUAAUAAAAAUCACACUUGGUACACAAGAA
Messenger RNA from Anguilla rostrata (American eel), 7452 nucleotides. Its product is annotated as cardiac-enriched FHL2-interacting protein. The transcript has 2 exons. Gene Ontology annotation, biological process: positive regulation of calcineurin-NFAT signaling cascade. Gene Ontology annotation, cellular component: Z disc. The record is from RefSeq and is a predicted model, not a curated record. NCBI's taxonomy places the organism in Eukaryota, Metazoa, Chordata, Actinopteri, Anguilliformes, Anguillidae. Bases 807 to 7028 code for a protein of 2073 amino acids.